Messenger RNA from Capsicum annuum, 1429 nucleotides. RefSeq names its product haloacid dehalogenase-like hydrolase domain-containing protein At2g33255. The coding region runs from base 219 to 956 and encodes 245 amino acids. The record is from RefSeq and is a predicted model, not a curated record. The transcript has 5 exons. NCBI's taxonomy places the organism in Eukaryota, Viridiplantae, Streptophyta, Magnoliopsida, Solanales, Solanaceae.
AUAGAAAAGGAAACAUUUCGCCUUUGCAUUCACCAAAUCAAAAGAACAAACUCAUUUUUUACACCACCCUUUAUGACAAAUCUUGUUUUUCUCCGACAGACAUUAAAAAAAAAAAAAAAAUUUUGUUCACUUCCUCCACUCAUCAUUGCCACUUAUUUUUCUUUCCUAAUAAUCACACAAAACAAUUUCAUUACAUUUUAUAUCUCUAUUAAACAGAAAUGCUCCUUCCACUUUCAAGAACCUUCCUUUUUUCCCAUCCAAGAACCAUUUUUUCUUCAACAACAACAAUGGCGGCUGCUUCUUCAAAACCCCAUUUGAAAGGUAUUGUAUUUGACAUGGAUGGAACCCUAACUGUUCCUGUUAUUGAUUUUCAAGCCAUGUAUAGAGCUGUUCUUGGUCAUGAUGAGUAUGUUGCUGUUAAAUCUAAGAACCCUUCUGGUAUUGAUAUUUUGCACCAUAUUGAAAGUUGGAUUCCUGAUAAGCAAAAGAAGGCUUAUCAAGUUAUUGCUGAUUUUGAAAAACAGGGUCUUGAUCAUCUCCAGAUUAUGCCUGGUGCUGCUGAGCUUUGCAGUUUUCUUGAUUCUAGGAAUAUUAGAAGGGGAUUAAUCACUAGAAAUGUCAAAGAUGCAGUGGACUUGUUUCAUCAACGCUUUGGAGUGAAAUUUUCUCCUGCACUGAGCAGGGAAUAUCGUCCUUACAAACCCGAUCCAGCUCCAUUACUGCACAUUUGUUCAACUUGGGAAAUUCAACCUAAUGAAGUAAUGAUGAUUGGGGACAGCCUUAAAGAUGAUGUUGCUUGUGGCAAACGAGCUGGAGCUUUUACUUGCUUGCUCGAUGAAACGGGAAGGUAUGAUGCCCCAGAAUAUGCAAACGUUGAACACCAACCAGACUAUAAGGUGUCUUCUCUCGUUGAGGUCCAGUCGCUGUUAGAAAGAGAUUUUGAGCUGACAUCCUGAUUUUUCGCAAAUCUUUGGAACGCCACCCUGCCUGGCUGAGCAGCAAGAUAUGGUUUACCCUCGUAAGCCUCCACAUACUGUUCCUGCAUGCAUGUUUCUUUUAGAUUGCAGCGUUGCUCAAGUGGUGGCGACAAAUCCUACAUUUUUUCAAGCCAAAAUGUGGAAAAAUUCUUGUUUGCUCCUGGUGAUUUUAGAGAUGAUAAACUUUUUAUCGACUAGCCAGGUUCGUUAGGGCGAACCUAAAUGUAUUACGAAUGUAGUGUUCUUGUCACCUAUUUGCGCGUGAUGGAACUUAAGGUAGCACGGUUCUCCUACGCGAUCACUCUCUUAUUUCUUCUCCGAAUUCCAACGAUUUAUGUUGUAGCAGCUAGAUUUCUUAGGAUUAACUUAACUUGUACUUGUCAAUGCAAAGAUUUUCUUUAUAUUUCAGAAAUGAGACCAAAAUGGUCUGGGAGUUAUUUGUGCAGCUUCUA